Callithrix jacchus (white-tufted-ear marmoset) is the source of this 6285-nucleotide messenger RNA. It is a transcript of the gene CIPC, whose product is annotated as CLOCK interacting pacemaker. Lineage: Eukaryota; Metazoa; Chordata; Mammalia; Primates; Cebidae. Gene Ontology annotation, cellular component: nucleus. The record is from RefSeq and is a predicted model, not a curated record. Gene Ontology annotation, biological process: negative regulation of DNA-templated transcription; negative regulation of circadian rhythm.
CUUCCUCUGUUUUGGAGUGAAUGCUUUGCCUGAAAAAUUUCCUACCCAAAACUCAUUUAUGUGAUAAGGAUGGGAUGCUUUCAUGCACAGAAGAAAGAAUUACCUGAUGCCUCAGCAUGGUAAUUCUGAUGCCAUAUGUCAGGGUAUUCAUCAAAGUCACUGUAGGGUUCGUUCUGAAAGUAUUAUUUGACAUCUUUUUUCAACUUAGACUCUGAAUCUUACACUUCCAACUAUUGCAACUGGUUACUAGAAAAAUAUAUUUAAAUACUUAUAAUUCUGUUGUUUUAGUGCCUUUUUCAUAGGAAUUAUUACAUUGUAGGGGGAAGAUGCUACUGCAUAUUGUCACAUGUAACAAAUUUGAAGACUCCCAGUUAAAUACUGUAUAUAAUUUGUAAGAUAACUUUUUCAUUGAGAAAGAGUGUUUUGUUGUGUUUAGAAAAGUACCUCUUACCCCUCCCCCGAGACCGUAUGCAUUUUGUAUUUGGACUCUGAACCACCUGGCCGAGUUCUAAACUUGAGUAUCUAUUAGCGAUAAGAAAAUAGAACAAUUUUCCUUACAAGUUUGUCUUAAACCUUACCCAAAAGGGCUAGCUGCAUAUACAUUGAAUCUUUGAAUUUUAUGCUGUGUCUAUUUUUUUAUUUCCCAGUCUGAGGGUAGUGGCUUGAAUAUGGUGAUAGUGUGAUUUUUGACCCAGGGAUGCAGAGGGGUGAUGCUGAGGGAUUCUGGCUGAGUCAACAUCCUGAGAGUAGAUCCUCUCAAGGAGAUUUAUAUUAUCCAGACUCACAAAGAAAAAUCAGUCCAUUUUGAUGUAUUAUAGUGAGAAAUGCAGCUGUUAGGAAAACUAGAACUCUCUUGUCUUUAGAUUGGCGUAUUUUCUCCCUGUAGGCAUGCUGCUUGAAAAGGCAAAUUAUAAAUAGACUUGCUUAAAGACGAAGGGAUUAGAUUAAGAGAAUUAGUUGCCCUGCCCAGAGCCAGGACAGCCCAGGGAAGAGCAGGCCAACCUGUAGCCCUUUGGAUUGUUUCCCAGCCCUACCUCAUCAUAAGGCUCACCUGAGGCAUUUGUUAAAACUGUUGAUCACCAAACCCCUUUCCUGGUGACUCUUUCAGGAGUCUGGAAAGGGCCUGGAAUAUGGGUUUUUUUAAAAAACAAGUGUUUCUGUUGUAUGAUCAGACAGGUUUGGGAAAUAUUGGAGGCCUAGUGUUUCUUUUUUUCUUUUAAUAUCAUGUUUGCUUUUUGUCUGUUUCUUAUUUCAUGAAGGUAAUAUGUGCUCUUUGUAGAAGCUUAGAAAUUUAGGAAGGCACAAAGAAGAAAAUAAACAUUAUCCACAAUCCUGCCAUCUAUUAUUUCCAGUACUGUUGACAUUUUGACACUUCUGACAACUUCAACUUUGUCAGGCCAGUUGUUUUAAGAAUAUUGUACUACUCAGACAUAAGGUAGUAUUAAAAUUGUCAAACUCAUUAUGCCCCAGAAAGUACCCAGUGAAUGCCAUUGGAAUGCUUCGAGCCACUUUUGGGCCAGGUGCCAGUGAUUUUCUCACUGCCCAAGUUACCUUAGAUUUAGGAUGAAGUUUGCAAAAUCAAGACAAUUUUUUUCCAUUUUAAUUACACAUUUGUAUUUCAAACCUAUACAAAAGCAAAUGAAUACUCCAUAACCCCAUAUAUCUAUCAUUUUGCCAUAUAUGCUUUCUCUCUUUCUCUCUACACACACACAUAGACACACACAAACUAUUUGAAAGUAAAUUGCAAACAACUGACAUUUUACCCCCAAAUAGCUUCAGUACAAAUGUCCUAAAAACAAGGACAUUCUUCUAUAUAGUUAUAAUAUCAUUAUCAUACCUAAGAAAUUUAACUCUGAUACUUAUUAGCUACACUCCGUAUUCAGAUUUUACCCCAUUGUCCCAAUAAUGUCCUUUAGCGCUCUUUGUCUUUUUGUCUGUCUGUUUUGGAUCCAGGAUCCAGCUGAAGAUUGAGCAUUGCAUUUAGUUGUUCUGUCCUUUAGUCUGGUUUAGUCUAUAACCACUCCCCUAUCUUUUCUUUCCCCUCUUUUCUUUCCUCUUUAUGACGUUGACAUCUUUGAAUGAGUCAGGCCUGUUGCUUUAUAGAAUGUCUCACACUCUGGAUUUUCUAGUAGUGUCCCCAUUAUUAGGAUCAAGAUAAACAUCUUGACUAAAAUACUGUGUUGUUGAUGCUUUGUUUUUUUCCAUUACAGCACAUGUGGAGACUCGUAAAUGGGAGCUCAGAAUGUCUGAGUUCCGCAGAGCAGAUGGAGUCCGAGGACAUGCUGAGCGCCUUAGGCUGGAGCAGGGAAGACAGGCCGAGGCAGAACUCCAAAACUGCAAAGAAUGCCUUCCAAACGCUAUCUCCCAUGGUCGUCAUGAAGAAUGUGCUGGUCAAACAGGGCAGCAGCUCGUCCCAGCUCCAGUCGUGGACUGUCCAGCCCUCCUUUGAAGUGAUCUCAGCACAGCCACAGCUCUUAUUCCUUCAUCCACCUGUACCGUCUCCUGUCAGUCCAUGUCACACUGGCGAGAAAAAGUCCGACUCCAGGAACUACUUGCCCAUUCUAAAUUCUUACACCAAAAUAGCCCCACAUCCAGGCAAAAGGGGCCUUUCCCUUGGCCCAGAAGAAAAAGGAGCAAGUGGAGUGCAGAAGAAAAUCUGUACCGAGAGACUCGGGCCUAGCUUGUCUUCCAGUGAGCCAACCAAGGCUGGUGCUGUUCCGUCCAGUCCCUCCACGCCAGCACCGCCCAGCGCCAAACUUGCCGAGGACUCGACUCUGCAGGGUGUGCCCUCCCUAGUGGCAGGUGGAAGUCCACAGACUCUUCAGCCAGUAUCCAGCAGUCACGUGGCUAAAGCUCCCAGUCUGACCUUUGCUUCCCCCGCCAGUCCUGUCUGCGCAUCAGACAGCACUCUGCAUGGGUUAGAGAGCAACUCUCCCCUUUCACCACUGUCUGCUAAUUAUAGCUCACCUUUAUGGGCUGCAGAGCACCUCUGCCGCAGCCCAGAUAUCUUUUCAGAGCAGCGGCAGAGCAAACAUAGGCGCUUUCAGAAUACCCUAGUAGUCCUACACAAAUCUGGUUUGCUGGAGAUCACUUUGAAAACAAAGGAGUUGAUUCGUCAGAACCAGGCAACUCAGGUAGAGCUAGACCAGCUAAAGGAGCAAACCCAGCUGUUUAUAGAGGCCAUCAAAAGCAGGGCUCCUCAGGCUUGGGCCAAGCUGCAGGCAUCUUUAACACCUGGGUCCAGCAAUGCAGGCAGUGACCUAGAAGCAUUCUCUCAUCACCCAGACAUAUAGCACAGAGGCACAUUUUCCUGUUACUUGAGUGGUUCUUUUAGCUCGUUUGCUGUUACCUACUCCUGUUUCCCAAAACUUAUGUAAGAGCUUUUCCUUCUAAACUUAAACUGUGUUGUGGUUCACUUAGGAAGCCACAUGCCAAUACCUGGCUGCUGUCUUAACUUGUGGUCUGGGCACAGGAUACAUAUGUCCCCGUUCCACUGAGGACCUCAGUUUCGGAGUGCCCUUGAGCCCCUUUUCCUUAGCCUGAAGGUGCUUCAAUGGAUCAUGGGGCAGAGCAGGAGAUGAUUGUUUAUGGGGCUCUUCCUGCUGACACCUCCCACUGUCCCACUCACUAACCAGGAUCAAGGGUGCAGUAACACAAAUGAGGAUACAGACGACGCCUGUUGAGUCAGGGAGUAGGUGACACAAGGAAACCUUCAUGGCUCUUCCUUUGCCUGUCUUAAUCAUGGAGAGAAAUAGGGGGUAUGUUUGCAUUCCACAAGGCAUUGUGCUAGUUGGGUGAGACCUAAAAUGCCCUGGGCACAGGUUGUAGCUUGUUGCAAGCACUUACUCAACACUUUUGUUUCCUUAAACUUGAAAGUCAAGGGAAAGGGUAGUACCAUCUGACUUCUACACUUUCAUUACAAGUCAGAUUUCUCUUAAACUAGCAGGCAAAGAAAAAUACUUCCAAAUUUUAAGGUAUGGAAUGGAUGCAGUACCAUCUGGAAUUAUAGUCAGUGAAUUGCUUUUUUGACUUAGAAACUGAAGGAAAUAGACAUGGCCCACAUAUCUCAUGGUCAGGAGCUGGACAAUUCUGGUAACUUGUGCUUUUUUUCUCUCUUCUUUUGAAACAGUGUUACCUGUUUUAUGUCCAAAAAUCUUAAGGAUAGUUUCAGUGGUUCCUGGGGAUAUUGGAUAAAUUAACUCUGUUGCCACCUUGUUUUUUGUCCCAUUUAUUUUGAUAAAAGAAGUUAUUAUGCUUGAUAAACUUUGAAUUAAAUACAGUUGUCUUAAGGGUAUGAUAAUAAGUUCACAAAAAUUAGAAAGCGAUGUGAAAAGAAAAUGGUUUUUCUUUUCACAUCCCAAGUUUUCACUUGUUCCAUGUAUAGUGAUGGGAAGCAGUUACGGAGCAGCAUCUUCUGUGUUUCCUUCAUGUGUUAGAUGUUGGCAACAAAGCCAAAAGUGUAACAUUGAUUAUAUGAAGUUCAUCUCAAAAUGGAGAACAUGACCAGAGUUUCCAGAUGAUACACGUUCUUUUCAGCUUUAUUAUAUAGGCAACUAUGUUUCUAAGUAGUAAAGUUUCAAAAUACUCUCUCAUUUUAAAAUUUCAUCCUCUUGAAAACCUUUGUGUUUUACAAAAUCAUCUUAAGAAGUUCUGUAUGAUCAGCUUCAUCUUUUCUUUUUUUUUGAGACAGAGUUUCGCUCUUGUUGCCCAGGGCUGGAGUGCAAUGGUGGGAUCUUGGCUCACUGCAGCCUCUGCCUCCCAAGUUCAAACAAUUCUCCUGCCUCAGCCUCCUAAGUAGCUGGGAUUACAGGCACCCAUCACCACGCCCAGGUAAUUUUUGUAUUUUUAGUAGAGAGGGGGUUUCACCACAUUGGCCAGGCUGAUAUUGAACUCCUGACCUCAGGUGAUCCACUCACCUCAGCCUCCCAAAGUGCUGGGAUUACAGGCCUGAGCCACCACGCUUGGCCCAGCUUCACCUUUCCUGCAAAGAAAAGUUUUAUCAAGGCCAGAAGUUAAAGAUCAUAUUUCCUAGGUAGUUGUAACUCUAGCAGAGUUUUAAAGAUAUGUGGCUUCAGAUUGCCUAUACUUUGUAUACAAACGUGAUUUAGAUAUGACUGAUUUUGAAGUACACAACUUGGUAACAUCCCUAGACUCCCCUCAUCAAUGCAGAAUUAUUAUCUGCUAUUUGCUUUCUGAAAGAAUUUCAGAAAUCAGAGCAAAUGUGUCUUUAGGCAGACUCAACUCCUUUUAAUAUUUUUUUCUUGGCCCACUCUCUUUGCCUCCCCUGAAUCUGUGUGGUACUAUAGCAGCUCUAUUCUGUGCACCAUGCUAGGAAGCUUCCUUUUUGGCAGAAUAUGUUUGGCAGCAAAGCUAUAGAGACAGGUGCAUUCAGAACAGCCUGGGCACCAGUCAUGAGUCUUACUGAGUGUCAAAAAUCUGAAAACACUUGCUGAGAACCAAAUUUAUUCCAUUGGAAAAACCCUCUGUGCAGCUAUAAGCCUCUUGGACUCUUUUUCCUAGAUUAAGGCUUGCAUUUCCUUUCCUGUUUCAGUAAAAGAUGAUGAAAGCCAUUAUCGAUCCUCACUGCUGAGUGGCAGGGAGAAGCAGCACCACCCCCAGCUCUUCUCUAAUCUUGUAACUUGGUGCUAGAAGUCUCUCCAGGCUGUUACCAUGGGUGUUUGUUCCCUAUUGGAGCUAUAAGCAGAUGAAUCCAAGUAGAGAAGAUAGAUCUUGGAAGGAGAGAUCCACUGGGGCCAGCAGACAGUUGGGGCCAGAAGCCAGAUCAGCAAAUGGAGGAAAUUCGGAGGUGACCAGAAAGAUCUCCAUCGGUUGCCCAAGGCUGUAAGUAGUAGUGAUGGUUCUAGCGAUGCAUAACAUAAUUGGCUAUGAAGUACUGUGGCAGAGUUGCUGAUUUCUAAAGGUGAGAAGCCAUUUUUAGCUCAGAGCAACCCUUAAGAGAAAUCUUGGCAGAUUUUGUUGGCAUUAUUGAAAUACAUCUAGAAAAGUUGCUGAUUGCAAUAGUUAUGGGAAUGGAAUUUAAUGACAUUUGUAAUUUAUUACACUCAUUGGUUUUUAUUGAUUAUAGUAUUGUCUUUUUCUUUUCUACUAUGGUUCCUUUAGCAGAAAAGUCACCUUUGCGCAUAUAUUGAAGUGGUUUUUGAGCUAUGAAUUCCUUAGGGUAGCAAUUUAUUUAGCAAAUGUGAAUUCUUUUGAGAAAGUAUGAAGUUUUGUAGAAAUCGACUGUGAAAUCUCAGAAAAAAAUAAAAGUCACUUACUUGAAACCUA